This is a messenger RNA of Malurus melanocephalus (red-backed fairy wren), 1447 nucleotides long. RefSeq names its product solute carrier family 25 member 32 (gene SLC25A32). Gene Ontology annotation, molecular function: FAD transmembrane transporter activity; folic acid transmembrane transporter activity. Gene Ontology annotation, biological process: folate import into mitochondrion; nucleotide transport. The record is from RefSeq and is a predicted model, not a curated record. Gene Ontology annotation, cellular component: mitochondrion. Bases 20 to 1003 code for a protein of 327 amino acids. NCBI's taxonomy places the organism in Eukaryota, Metazoa, Chordata, Aves, Passeriformes, Maluridae. The transcript is spliced from 7 exons.
UGCUCGCGCGCGGCCGGCGAUGGGAGCCCCGGGCCCCGCGUGCGCGGCGCGCGAGCCGCUGGCGCGGGAGUCGCCGGUGUCGCCGGUGUCGCCGGUGCGCUCCGUGCUGCGGCACGUGCGGCUGGAGAACCUGGCCGCGGGCAUGAGCGGCGGCGUCCUGUCCACCCUGGCGCUGCACCCGCUGGACCUCGUCAAGAUCCGCUUCGCAGUGAACGAUGGAUUGGAGCUGAGGCCAAAGUACAAUGGGAUUCUCCACUGUAUGAGCACUGUCUGGAAGAACGAAGGACUGCGAGGCUUAUAUCAAGGGGUAACUCCAAACAUGGUGGGAGCAGGGGCUUCCUGGGGACUUUACUUUUUCUUUUACAAUGCCAUCAAAGCUUACAAGAAGGAAGGGAAGAUGGAAAGUCUCAGUGCAAGCGAACACCUAGUGUCAGCUGCACAGGCUGGAGCCAUGACUCUCUGCAUUACCAACCCAAUAUGGGUAAUGAAGACUCGGCUUGUGCUACAAUAUAACGCUGGUGUGGAUCCAUCCAAGCGGCAAUACAGAGGAAUGGUUGAUGCUCUUGUAAAGAUAUACAGGACAGAGGGCAUACGUGGCUUGUAUAAGGGAUUUGUGCCUGGUCUGUUCGGAACUUCACACGGAGCACUUCAGUUCAUGGCCUACGAGGAUUUGAAAGAGAGAUACAACAAGUAUAGAAACAGAGUGUCAGAUACAAAAUUGAACACUGUGGAAUACAUAAUGAUGGCAGCUGUAUCCAAAAUAUUUGCUGUGUCAGCAACAUAYCCCUAUCAAGUUGUGCGAGCUCGUCUUCAAGAUCAGCAUAACACAUAUUCUGGUGUGUUUGAUGUGAUCCGCAGGACGUGGAGGAAAGAAGGCGUUCAUGGAUUUUACAAAGGAAUUAUACCCAAUGUGAUCAGAGUGACUCCUGCCUGCUGUAUUACCUUUGUAGUUUAUGAAAAUGUGUCUGGCUUUUUACUUGGCUUUAGAAAAGAAAAUAAUUAAAGGUAUGAACUUGUGUUCCUAGGAAGRAAUCCUUUAUUUUUUAUAUUUAUGAUCUGGGAAAAGCUUUGUUCAGCAGUCUUCUUUGACACUGUGAAUUGAUCUGGUCUUUUGAGGAAAGAAUGUAGAGACAGYGAAACCCUGCCAACAUCUCUCCUGUUGAAUGUUCCUGCAUUGCUGCCUUCCUCUCUGAAUCAGCUGUGUCUGCUUGAAACAGAUGUCUGCAACUGUGAAAUGAUAGUGCUGGGACUGGGUGAAGGCAGCUGCACAGCAAUUCCAUUCAUCCUGGCCUGCCUGGAAUAACCAACUAAGCAGUCUCAACAAGUCUCAAGAUAACAGUUGGUUAGAUUCUGCUUCUGCACUAAUGGAAAACUUCUCAUGAAAACAGCCCCGGGGCCUGUCAAAACUUUCUUAAAUUUCUGAGUCUCAUUAAAACAAGGAAUGUCA